Prorocentrum cordatum is the source of this 2643-nucleotide messenger RNA. NCBI's taxonomy places the organism in Eukaryota, Dinophyceae, Prorocentrales, Prorocentraceae. The record is from the annotation of a GenBank genome assembly.
UGGCUCCGUAGCCAUUGUGGCUCAAGGUUUCUUGGGCCAGGCAGGCUCGGCGAGGCCGGACGGCCAAGACAGGGACACCCGCAGCAGUAGCAGCCACGGAAAGCCAUUCGCAUCUCAAUGCGGAGGAGCUGCUCCACAGGAUGCAUGGCCAGCUAUUGCGGCUGCUAGCUCAGCAUGUUGGUGGUUCCCCUGAGGGCAUUGCUAGUGCAGCCCGUCAGUUACGUCGCGAUGGCAAGCUCAGCGGGAAGAUCUGCAAGACGAUCGUCAUGGUGGACGAGGCGUAACACCUCACCCGCCACAUCACGGACAAGAGGGCCAGCGACUUCUAUGCCACUGUAGUCAAGGAUCUGAAUGACAACGAGCAUCCGAAGGUCAAGCCCGUUCCUUUCACUCCAGGAGGCAGGCGGACCGUUCAGAACGCACAUGUUGCCUCCACUUGUGCGGAUUCGCUGAGCGGUGGGGAGCUGCUUGAGAACACCACCAACCACGGCAGCGUCAACGACAGCAGCAGCGCUAUGCGUACCAAGGUCUUCAACAACGGGAACGACGUCCGUGAGCAGUGCGCCCAGACGGUUGACAUGGACACGCUCAUGUACGAUGGGAUCUUGGACCGCUUACACGAACUGCAAUCGAUCAUGGUAGGGGCGCGAGCCGAUGUUCUGUCAAUGUGUGGUCAGUCGGCUGCUGGGCCAGGUUCUGAAGAAAUCCAGCUUACCAAUGUGGAUUUCGGGUGCUCCCCGCGCCUGAUGGGAAGCGAUGGGCCCACAGAGGAGGUGACGACCACGCAGACUGAGGAGGAGCAUGACCCUUUCGCAGACCAUCUUUCGCAGCACCGUGUCACGGUUUCAGAGCGCGAGAAGAAUGCGAAGUUGAUACAAGUCCUUCGUUCUACAUCUUGUUAUCGGGCGGUCGCGUUCGUUUAGUCGAACAGGCGUGCCGUAGCAUUGUCAGAAAUCCUUCGGGAGCUCAAAUUUGACGCUCGCUCCAUCUAUUAUGAUGGGGGUUCCGGUCCCGACUCCGAGUCGGGCGGCUCAAUCCAAGAGGUGGCGCAGAGCUUUGGGCCCGCUACGAGCAUCCUGGUGGCAUCGGCAGAAGCUCGGGCCCUAACAUCAGAUACCAUCAGGCCGAGCCUGCUCAUUAACUACGACAUGCCUUAUGACGCUGAAUCCUAUCUGGGUCGCAUAGGCCCCAAGGGCCACAUAAGCCAGGACCGGGUGGCCAUGUCCUUCGCGACCAGUUCUGGCGCCACGGUGCACUUGGAGAUUCAGGAGGAAACGCACGCGAACCGAAUGGCGUUGCCACCCAGUUGUGAUGGGCAGCAGCGUGGAGUGACAGCUAGGGGUGAGAGGGUAAGAGAGCACUCGCAUCCCACUGCCUUGGAUGCCCAUCGCUAGCGGUCUGCUGUUGAGUGCUCGAACCUCUUGUUUGCCCCUCUUUUCCUUCCCUAUCCUUCCUUCUUAAUCACUAUCCUCUAGCUCCCCCCAUUUACCUCUACCACUUCCAGAGUUUUCAGCACUCUGCUAGUCUGGGGGAGGUGGGGGAGCGGAGGCUUUAGAGUAUUAUGGUGCGUGCUUGCGCGCGCGCUGCGCGUGGGAGUUGCGCGCGUGUUUUUUUGUUUUUUGCGGGAGUGCCCCCCCCCUCCCCAUCCCCCCGCAGUUGUUGCGCGUUUGGGGAGCACCUAACUAGGACAUGUUGUCGUAAUGGCGCUUGCUUAUUUUAGGCCAACAGUGCUUCUAAGCAGUCCAGAGAGCGAGGCUGUCGCGCUCGGGUUUUCCUAAACAGCGAAGCGGUGGGUCGGUGGGUCCUCUAUUCAAUUUCGCUUCAGCCUUAUUCCACGAUGCGGGGGUUCUUCGCUGUUUCAGCGAGCGGAACCACACUCAGCACCUGCCCAACUACCUGAGAGCAGGUCCCCACCCUGGAGGAGAGGGAGGCGGGGGUCACAGGCGGGGGCGGGAGUGUGGAGGACCCUUUCCCCGCUACUGCGUGCCCCUGCUGCCGACCACAACUUCGGUCAGGCAACCCAGAGGCAUCCGUCGCCUCUGCACCUCCAUUUCUCCCCUUCUCACGGGCGGUUUGAGCUGUCUUCGCUUUAUUGCUCUGUGCUCGCUGACCCGCCAUGUCUCGGUUGUCCCGGUUGAUGAGAGCGCGGAACCGUGCGCCGAAACAAUUCGCAGCAGCGAGUUUUGAGGCGGAGGUGGGAUGAGAGCAGCGAGGGAGGCGGACGACGUCGGUCGGCCAAGUCUUCGCGCGGGUGUGCCGCGUGCCCGAAGGAGGCCCUCGCCCAGCACCGGGGACAUCCCCAGAAGGGGCCCACGGUGGCCACAGGGGCAUACUGAUGCCGUCGUAUCCGGCGCGUUGACGAGCGGGGUGGAUGAGUAGGUCGGUCGGGUGCUCAAGCAGUGGCGAGGCGUCCCAGCCCGCCUGCAGGCCCACGAGCGCACGUUCUAAGAACCCCUCGUGGCCUGCGCGAGAUUUUCUUGCUCAGAGCAUUUCUGGUUGAGACCGUCAUAAGAAUGUGGCUUUUGUAGUGCGGUCGCAGCCCGUGAUUAGAUGGUCGUGAAUUGAUCAGGCUUACUAAACUGACCGAGUCACCCGAGCCGUUAGAUGGCAGUUUUAUCUCCGAAAGUUUGGGAUACUUCGCUG